AUGCUCAUAACGACACCAUUUAUAAUUCUUUUGUGUAAUCGCAAGACCCGACCGCUAGCCUCAAAGAUUCGUAGAGGUGGCGGGUAUAAAACUGUAGGAUUUUUACAACAUAUUGCACACAAUCCCACAUCAGCCAUGAGAAGCGCGAUAUUGGUGAUAUCUCUGGUAGCCGCCGCAGUGGCGGAGGCUCCAUACCACCUGCCGCGUCCAGCUGUUCAUGCACCGUCCUUUAACUAUGCACAACCCGCGCCACCGCCGCCACCGCUAUCACCAACGAUCCUGCAACAUUUAGCGCCACUUCCACAAUUGCCGCAUCCUCAUUUACCAACACAAGCGUUCCAUUCUCAACCCGUAUCGCAACCUCAUUCCGUUCCAUCAGGAUAUAGUUAUCCCCAACCGGCAUCUCAACCUCUUAUCACUAAUUAUCAAACGGCAGCACAGCCACAAAUAUCUUACUAUUCCAUACCGCAGCCAGCUCCACAACCGAUUUCGGUAAACUAUCUUCGACCUCAACAAAUUUAUCAACAACCUAGUAUAUCCUACGUUCAACCUCAAGUACAACUUCCAGUUACACCUAUACGUCCCCUUCCUGCUUUUGUAACCACUCAACAGCCAUCUCCAAUAAAAUAUUAUCAACAACAACAUUACACUCCUGGUCAGGGUUAUACCUCGCAGCUACCGCAAACUCAGUCCAUUUCAUUUAUAUCUCAGUUUCCUCUUCAAUCCAAGUCGCCCAGCGGUAUUUCUACACCAUCUUUAUCAAGUUACCAGGCUGAUUUAAACUAUUAUAACACAGCGGCGCAGAUUCAAACGCAUAGAGAAGCCCUUGAUUCGACAGUCGUCAACCGAGUGCAAAACAUUAUAAAAGAAAACGAGCACACAUCUGCAAGAGAAGCGGGAUACCUGUCCUUGGUGUCCGGCGUAACUUUGGAAAAUGCUAAACCAAGUGUAGAAAUAUCUUCCUUUGUGGAAAACACGCAUCUGCCAAGCCAAUCGCAGGGUUCAUCAUUUUCAUCCACUUCAUCGAGCUUAUCCUCAUCGGGAAGUUAUAGCUUACCAUCAAUUUCUACAGAGAGUCAAUCCAGUUCAAAUUCUGGAAACUUAAAUUUCCUACCCGAUACGCAACCAGCUACUUCUUAUGGCACUCCAAAUUAA
Molecule: messenger RNA, 1155 nt
Organism: Parnassius mnemosyne (clouded apollo)
Lineage: Eukaryota; Metazoa; Arthropoda; Insecta; Lepidoptera; Papilionidae
Source: the annotation of a GenBank genome assembly